GUUUCCGGGACCGUUCUUCUUCCCGUCUAUUGUAAACUGUACAAUCAUUUCUAACAAUCUUAAGCUAAUAGUGCCAUAUCCGUGCACGAUGGCGGGUAUGGACGGAUUCGGUUUUGAUGCUCACACCGGAAACGGGAGUAGUUCCGAGACUCCGGUUGUGAACGUUUCGGCUGGAUUGGGUGGCUCUGUUGGGCAGACCACUCCGAUCAACGUUCCCUUUGGAUCGAGUGCGGCCAUGGGGUCCACUCCGAUCACCACCUUUGUUGGAUCGAGCGCGACUAUGGGGUCCGCUCCGUUCACCUCAGUUAUUGGACCAACCGCGGCUACGGCCGCAAUGGUCCCCCCACUCGGACCGAAUAUGGCUUCGGCCAUACCGGUCAUUCCCUCACUUGGACCGAACACGGGUGUCUUUACAUCCGCGCCGGUCGGACAUCCUACUGUCAUGCUGCCUGCAAACUCUGUCAAAGAACCGGAAAAGUUCACAGGUGUUGGCUUCAAAAUAUGGCAGCAAAGGAUGUUAUUUUGGCUGACCACCCUCAACCUUGCGAGGUACUUGAGGGAGGAUCCCCCUGUUGUGGGGGAGAAUGCGGACGAGCCAACAAUUCAGGCUAAAGAGGCAUGGAUAGCGAAUAACUAUACGUGCCUUAACCUUAUCCUGAAUUGCUUGAGCGAUGCCUUAUAUGCUGUUUAUAGAAGGGCUGCAUCCGCAAAGGAGUUAUGGACUACACUGUCCAACAAAUACCAGGCCGAGGACGCCGGUGCGAAGAAAUUCGUUGUCGCUUAUGCUGAGCGUGUAGUUGUUUUUGCUACACGCAGGUCCGUUGGGUCGCGGGUGAACCGGGUUCACGGAAGGCGGGUGUUACAUGAGUUCCGGAGCUAUCUUAAGCUCAAACGGAAAGAGAUGACUUUAAAACAGUUACUUGUUCGUCUCCGGAUCCGUGAGGAGGGUCUCACUCGCGAGAAGAAAGUAGUUGUUGCUAAGGCCAAUGUGGUGGAGCAUCCACCCAAAGAGGGUUCUUCCAAAGGGCCCAAGCCAAAUAAGGACAAGAAGAAAAUUGGUCCUAAAGGAGGCGUCGCGAAGACUAAGUUCGCUGGGAAAUGCUACAACUGUGGUAUUACGGGCCACCGUUCUUCAGAGUGCCGCAAGAAGCCUCAGAAGAAGAAGCAGAAGAAGGAAGAAGCUCUCUGCUCGGAGCUAGAUGCUAUGGAUCUUUGUGCGGUCGUGACAGAGGUCAACCUGGUCGGGUCUAACCCGAAAGAGUGCCGCCUGUAUGAGCUUGUGAAAAAGAACAAAUUGCUUCAGAUGAUCUCUUUCGUGGAUCCCGGCAUGGUCGGGACGCUUGCAUGUGGGAACAUAGGGCAGAGGUCACGCAAGCUUGCUGAUCGCUUUAAGGGGGCCUGUGAUGGACAACACUUUCUAAUACCGUUCAAUGAUGUGAAUCAUUGGGCUUUGACUGUUGCCAAACCUAAUGAAGAGGUAGUGUACUACAUGGACCCCCUUAAACGGCUUAAUGCUAUAGUUUUGCACAAGAAUACCAUGAACACCCCUAUGUUGAAGAAGAAAGUGUCCUGGGAGAACAUGGCGGGCAUCACGAUGCAAAAAGGGAAUGUAGACUGUGGCUUGUUUGUAAUGCGAUACAUGAAAGAGAUUUGUCAGGAUAAGGAGGUUCAAUUUGCUUCAAAGGGAUAUUUACUGUAUUGUAUGUUAUCAUACCAUUACUGAAUUGCAAAGUUUGAUUUGUUGCUUUUAGGAGUGUUCUCUAUUAAGUGCUUCUUUGCAUCCGUGUAUCAUUUAGGAGUGUGUUUUUUAGUUUGAAUUUCUGGAUAAAUGCAAGUUCUGCUACAUGCUCUUUACACAGUUUUAAGUUGAAGCUAAGAUAGAGCUGUACAGAGUAUUUUUAUUUUGUGAAGCUCGAGGGUUUUGAAUUUCAUAAAAGCUAUUUUUUACU
Messenger RNA from Cuscuta campestris, 1949 nucleotides. Lineage: Eukaryota; Viridiplantae; Streptophyta; Magnoliopsida; Solanales; Convolvulaceae. The record is from the annotation of a GenBank genome assembly.